Silurus meridionalis is the source of this 2697-nucleotide messenger RNA. RefSeq names its product complement component 7b (gene c7b). Gene Ontology annotation, biological process: immune response. The record is from RefSeq and is a predicted model, not a curated record. Bases 96 to 2579 code for a protein of 827 amino acids. Gene Ontology annotation, cellular component: membrane attack complex. The transcript is spliced from 18 exons. Gene Ontology annotation, molecular function: protein binding. Lineage: Eukaryota; Metazoa; Chordata; Actinopteri; Siluriformes; Siluridae.
AAUCACUGGAUUGAGUAAUCUCUGAGCAGGAGCUAUUAUAUGAGCACGGCCUUUUUCUGCUUUAGCCAGAUAACUGCGUCAGUCAGGCCUCUAGCAUGAAGAAACUGUUGCUAUCUGCCACUUUAUCCUGCCUGUUAAUCCUGCUCACAUGCUUUUCACAUAUUAGAUGUGAGCAGCCAGUAAACUGCGUAUGGGGAGCUUAUGGAACCUGGUCAGAGUGUGAUGGCUGCACCAAAACACAAGUUAGAGCUCGUGUGAUACAAGUUUUUUCUCAGUUUGGUGGGAGUGUUUGCUCAGGGGAAGCCAUUCAAAGACAAGCAUGCGUGCCUACUAAAAGCUGUCCCCUGGAAGCAGGAUGUGGAUCUCGAUUCCGCUGCACUUCUGGUCAGUGUAUCAGCUCCACUCUGGUGUGUAAUGGGGAUCAUGACUGCCAGGAGGAUAAUUUAGAUGAGCAGCACUGUACACAGUCCAACACUAUCGUGUGUAACUUGCAUAAGCCUCCCCCCAAUUCUGAUAUGACUGGACGCGGGGUUAACGUGUUGACAGGAAAACUGAAAGCUAAUGUUAUUAACACUCGCAGCUUUGGUGGCCAGUGCAGAAAAGUGUUUAGUGGGGAUCACAGUGACUUUUACAGACUCCCACAGAGUAUCCUCAGAUACAAUUUUCAGGUGGCUGUUGACAAUGACUUUAGUGAUGAGUUCUACAACAGCUCCUGGUCCUACAUCGAACAUGUAGAGCGGCGAAAAAAAAUCAGAGGAGGCCAUGAUCACAAAACCUUCCACAAGGAACUGAAAAGGAACAAGGCUUACCAACUCUUGAUUAUCAAGAACGAGGUGGAAGUGGCUCAGUUCCAGAACAAUAUCCCAGAUUACCUGCCGCUCUCUGAGGAGUUUUGGAGAGCUCUAUCUGCUCUGCCUAAUACAUAUGAUCCUGCUGCCUACCGUUCACUUCUGCAGCUCUACGGCACACAUUACAUGACUGAGGGCUCUUUGGGUGGAGAGUACCAGGUCCUGCUGGAGUUUGACUCCAAGUUUAUGAGUGAGAUGAAUCAAGAAGAUAUCGACUUUCACAAAUGUAUCACCCGUGUCAAGAGACGCCUGUUCAGAAAGAAGACAACAACCAAGUGUGAGAAAUUGAUCCAGACAAUUAAGAGCUACAAUGAGCAAAGCAGCCAGAAUAUGCCAGUGAACAUCAAUGUAAUUGGAGGGUAUUCCACUUAUAUUGCUGGUUUACGCAUUCUGGACCUGGAGAACCCUGAGCAGAACCAUGCCAUGUAUGCUAAAUGGGCUGGCUCAGUCAAGGACUUUCCACAGGUGAUCAAACAGAAGCUGAGGCCAAUCUAUGAACUGGUGAAGGAGGUAUCAUGCGCACAGCUGAAGAAGCUACACCUGAAGAGGGCGUUGGAGGCCUAUCUUGAGGAAGAAAACCCAUGCCACUGCAGGCCAUGCCAAAACAAUGGCAGGCCUGUGCUAAGUGAUGGCGUGUGUACCUGUGUGUGCAAACCCGACACCAGCGGCACAUCCUGCCAGAACGGCCAUGUCCUUGGAGAACAGCUAGGAGUGGUUCAUGGUGGUUGGAAUUGCUGGUCAUCCUGGGGAACUUGUUCUCAGGGUCAGAAUUCAAGGACUCGCACAUGUAAUAAUCCUGUACCAAAAAAUGGAGGCAAGCAUUGUGUAGGCCCUUCCAUUGAGCACAAAGCCUGUGAGGACCCGGAUCUUGACCACUUAAAAUUUAUGGAGCCACAUUGCUUUGAUCCAACCCUGACCCCGGUGAAGUCCUGCAAGGUUCCACCACCUUUACCAAAUGGGUUUGUUUUGAGCCCUACAGAUGUUUAUGCAGUUGGCAGUAAGAUUGAAUACACCUGCAUUGAGGGGUAUCACCUUGUUGGGGAUUCUGUUGCUGAAUGUACAGGGAGCCUGAACUGGAGAAGAGGACGCAUGGAGUGCAAGAGAAAUUCAUGUGAUGCUCCACCACUCUCGAAUCCUCUCAUCGCCUCACCCUUGAAACAGACAUAUUCUAUAGGAGAGACUGUGUCUUUGUCAUGUCCCAAUGGAAUGCAGCUUGAAGGACAGAAGGGGAUCAUCUGCCGUUCUAGUCUCAGCUGGUCUCCAAUACCCAACAACUUUAAAUGCAAUCCAGUGGUACAGGUAGGGUCCAGCCUGAGCUGCAAACCAUGGGAGAAACCUGGGCGAAACCAGUGUGUGUGCAAAAUGCCAUAUGAAUGCGGGUCUUCAUUGCAAGUGUGUGCCUCUGUGCGUCCUGGCCUGGUGAAACAAAUGGGCUUGUGCCAGCUUGGUGCCCUGCAGUGUCUGGGCCGGAAAUUCUCUCUGCUCCAGGACACUGCAUGUGAUUGGCCAGAGACUAAAUUUACAUCUUGUCAAGACUGCAAGCCAUGGGAGGAGUGCAAUGGUGUUGCAUGUAAUUGUAAGGACCCAGAAGAUUGUUCAGAAGAACCUGCUCACCUUUGCGUGUCUGUGGAGAAUGGCGACCAUGAGUUAAUGACUGAGUGUGAGGCUGGAGCUUGGAGGUGCUCAGGAAAAGAUGUCAAAGUCAUCAGCAUUGGAAAUUGUCAAAAUUAAACAACUUCGGUGUAAUCAUUUUGUAUGUUAUUUCUACUGUUAUUUAAAACACUGUGUGCCAUGCUGUUUGUUUGCUUAAAUGGCUGCAAAUAAAUUUGUUUUGUAUUUCAGGACUAAA